AUGCAAUCAGUGUCGCCAGCGAAUCCUCGAUGCCGAGACGAGAUCAAGAAAAAAGGAUCUUCAUCUAAACUCGUCUUAUGGGAACCAUAUAAGGCGGCUACAUCAGCAGAACUGAAAGCAACAGCAGCACCGGUGAUGCCAGCAGCAUCAUUGAUCCCCUAUCAGAUGUCAUCACACGAUCCCCACCACUCAUCUUCGUCCUCUUCAACAACUACUCAUCACCACAUCCAACAAUCAUCACAUCAACACAAUAUGCAAUCCAAUAAAUUCGAUUCAACUAUCGACAAAGUCGGUGGUAUUGAUUAUAAAGCAAACGCAAAUCCUUCUACAGUGAUUAUCAACGGUGAUAUAAAGUUAUGCAACAAUUUAAAUGGUGUUAUUGAUCCAGCCAGAGAUAGCAAAAUAAUCCAGAAAUAUGAGGCUGAAAUCGAGCGAUUGAAAGCCGAACUUGAGUCUCAUAUCGACUCACAUCAUUACUACCAACUGAAAUAUUUUCAGACCUCGAGGCAAGUCAGUGCUGAACUGAAGCGAUUAUUAGUCGCGUCGAUGGGUGAGGAUUUAAUGUGCCAGAUUAAUUCGUUAACUGAAGAUAAAGUUCGUUUAGCGUCAACGAUGAAUUCAUUCGCUACACAGGUAUAUUGCCAGGAUCUGGAAAUAUCUUCGGAUGUUUGGCGAUGUAAGUUUUUGGCGAUGAGUAUACGAGCCGACGAAUUGCUGUCGCAACGGGAACGUUUAUUAAGCGCCCUCAAGCAGCACCGCAAAGCUCUCGAUGACCUACUGCUCAUUCUCCGGCCACAUUCUCCACCUAAUCCAUGUUUUAGCCAACCACUCGCCCACACCCAACCGAUCGUCAGUGACUGCACACAGCCACUCAUCUCGCCAUCAGCCGUCAUUCCCGAAUCAGUUCUUGCAAACGUUCAACAAGCUUUAUCCACUGAUAUUGUGAAGUUGUGCGAGAGAACGCCAUGCGAUGAGAAGAUUAGUAAACCACAGGCAGUUAGUUCGAAUAUUACUGUUUCUUGUUGUAAGCAUUGUGCGGGAAGGGAAAUUAAACUACUCUGA
This is a messenger RNA of Anisakis simplex (herring worm), 1062 nucleotides long. NCBI's taxonomy places the organism in Eukaryota, Metazoa, Nematoda, Chromadorea, Rhabditida, Anisakidae. The record is from the annotation of a GenBank genome assembly.